AUGAACGUUUCAUCAAUUCUUGCUCGGCUCACAAUCAGAGCUAUCAAAGCUCAAAACAGUCUUCUGAAUAUGAUGUCCGCUCAUUUAUCUGAGGAACUCGCUCCCCGUGCCAGACCUGGUUGUCUACCCCGAGCAUUCUUGGUUUAUGUGAGGGCUGAUCCACUUGCUCAUAUGAAUGAGGGCUUGUAUGUAAGCCGAACAAAUAAUAGAAUUUGCAGCUUAGUUGAGAUAGGUGCCUCGUCUAUUGUUAGCCGCAAGGAGCCGCUUAAAGAUCUCUGUAAAAGAGAGAAUGAAGGACAUAAUUAG
This is a messenger RNA of Microsporum canis CBS 113480, 306 nucleotides long. RefSeq lists its product as uncharacterized. The record is from RefSeq and is a predicted model, not a curated record. Lineage: Eukaryota; Fungi; Ascomycota; Eurotiomycetes; Onygenales; Arthrodermataceae. The transcript has 2 exons. Bases 1 to 306 code for a protein of 101 amino acids.